This is a messenger RNA of Mugil cephalus (flathead mullet), 6030 nucleotides long. RefSeq names its product kirre like nephrin family adhesion molecule 1b (gene kirrel1b). NCBI's taxonomy places the organism in Eukaryota, Metazoa, Chordata, Actinopteri, Mugiliformes, Mugilidae. Gene Ontology annotation, biological process: cell-cell adhesion. The transcript is spliced from 15 exons. Gene Ontology annotation, cellular component: cell-cell junction. The record is from RefSeq and is a predicted model, not a curated record. Bases 380 to 2842 code for a protein of 820 amino acids. Gene Ontology annotation, molecular function: cell adhesion molecule binding.
GGCAAAGUGAGCGAGAGAGACAGAGCCAGAGAAAAGAGUGAGAGAGGAAUUCAGUAUUCUUUAAAUGGAAACCCAGAGCGCAGAGAGGAAAGGGAACGCAGACUGAGAAACCAAAAGAAAAGAAGAAGAAAAAUCAGGAGAAAAAAAAGUGGAGGCAGAUUCGUUUUACGCACUGGGAAACAGUGACAUAGUUGAAGAAAGGAACAGGGAAAAAAAAGGAAGAACAGAGGAUUUUUUUUUCCUUUCUCUAAAUGUGUUUUCUCCCACUUCUAUGACUCAAACAGGAUUCAGCUUAAAUGCGCCCGGUCGGGAGGGAUUGAUGGUGUCUUUUUGGGGAAGCGGAGCCGAGGGGAGGAAUCUGAAUGCGCUCGGCUGAACCAUGCCAGCCCUGUGGAUCAUAACUUUGGCGAUCACUUUCAACCAAGCGUGGGGCGUUCGUUUCUCCCAGGAGCCGGCCGACCAGUCGGUGGUGCUGGGUGAACGGGUGGUGCUCUCCUGCGUGGUCUUCAACUACAGCGGCAUCGUCCAGUGGACCAAGGAUGGCCUGGCCCUCGGCGUCGGAGAAGGUCUUCGAGCCUGGCCCAGGUAUCGUGUGCUCCGGGCUCUGGACAUCGGCCAGUACAAUUUGGAGAUCUCCCACGCCGAGCUCUCUGACGACUCCCUGUACGAGUGUCAGGCCACGGAGGCCGCCCUGCGCUCCAGAAGGGCCAAGCUCAAUGUACUCAUCCCGCCCGAGGACCCGGUGGUGGAGGGAACCCCGGAGCUCCUGCUGAUGGCCGGGACUCCAUUCAACCUGACCUGCGUGACCCGCGGGGCCAAGCCUGCAGCCCACAUCCAGUGGACCAAGGAUGGAGUGGCUGUGGAGGGAGCUCACCAGUCCACGGAGGUGUUGCCAGACAGGAAGAGGGUGACGACCAGGAGCUACCUGCCCAUCACGCCGGUCGACACUGACAGCGGCAGUAAUUUCACCUGCGUGGCCAGCAAUCCCGCCGUGCCGAUGGGCAAACGAGCCACCGUCACCCUCAACGUCCACCAUCCUCCUACAGUGACUCUGUCCAUCGAGCCGCGCUCUGUUCUGGAGGGCGAGAGAGUUACCUUCACCUGCCAGGCCACUGCCAACCCCCCCAUCAUGGGCUACAGGUGGGCUAAAGGGGGCGUCCUGCUGGAGGGGGCCAGGGAGAGCAUGUUCAUCACCACGGCCGACCACUCCUUCUUCACCGAGCCCGUGUCCUGUCAGGUGUUCAACGCCGUGGGAAACACCAACGUCAGCAUCCUCGUGGACGUGCACUUUGGCCCAAUACUGGUGGUGGAGCCCAGGCCGGUCACGGUGGAUGUGGAUUCCGACGUCACGCUCAACUGCAAGUGGUCCGGAAACCCUCCCCUCACCCUCACCUGGACCAAAAAGGGCACCAGCACGGUGCUAAGCAACAGCAACCAGCUGUAUUUGAAGUCGGUGAGCCAGGCUGAUGCAGGCCAGUACGUCUGCAAGGCCAUCGUGCCCCGGAUCGGAGUGGGAGAGACAGAGGUUACGCUCACAGUCAACGGCCCACCCAUCAUCUCCAGUGAUCCCGUCCAGUUCGCCGUCCGAGGGGAGAGAGGGGAGAUCAAGUGUUAUAUCGCCAGCACCCCCCCACCCGACAAGAUUGUUUGGGCGUGGAAGGAGAACGUAUGGGAGAAGGAGAAAGGCACCCUGAUGGAGCGGUACACCGUGGAGCAGAGUAAACCUCCGUCCCAGGGCGGGGCUGUCCUCUCCACCCUCACCAUCAACAAUGUGAUGGAGUCCGACUUCCACUCCCCUUACAACUGCACCGCCUGGAACUCCUUCGGACCCGGGACCAUGAUCAUCACUCUGAAGGAGAAAGAUAUUAUUAUUCCAAUAGGAAUUAUCGCCGGGGGUACGGUGGGCUUCUUCAUCCUGCUGCUUAUGUUCCUGCCGGCGCUCGCCUUCUUCCUCUACCGCCAACGCAAAGGCAGUCGCCGUGGUGUCACCCUCGGUAAACCGGACAUCAAGGUGGAGACGGUCAACAAAGAAACCCACAGCCUGGAGGAGGAGGCGACCAACGUCUCCACGGCAACCCGUAUGGCCAAGGUCAUGUACUCCUUUCUGCCCUCUGUUUCCCUCUCUCCCUCCACUCAGCCGUUCAAAGACGACAUGGACCUGAAGCAGGACAUCAGAAGUGAGAGCGACACCCGGGAGGAGUACGAGCUCAAGGAUCCAACCAACGGCUACUACAACGUCCGAGCCACCACCCACGACGAGGCGCGGCCCCAGUCCCGGGUCAUCCACUACCAGGGAGAGUUUCGCUCUCCAAACCCAAACAGCGGACCGUCCGGUGCCACGUCCAGCGUUCCCCAGGCUGCUGCCAGCGGUGCAGUCCCCCCCAGCGGAGUGCCAGGCUCGAGGGCAGGCUGUUACGACCCCCGCCCGCCUUCCAGGAUGUCCCACGCCACCUACGCCCAAUUCAACACCUUCACCAGGGCAGCACAGAGCCAGCAAGCGCCUCCCAAUCCGGCUCUUCAAUCACCUGGAGAUUACCCCGGAGACUGCGGCAUGCUGGACAGCACAACCCAACUGGCAUACGACAACUACGGAUACCCUUCCCAGUAUCCCAGCUACCGCAUGGGCUUUGCUCCACCAAUAGAGGAAGGGCCGGCCUAUGAGAUGUAUCCGACAGGACAAGGGACUGGGCCGGGUCCAGGGCCAGGACCGGGACCAGGACCGGGACAACAGAGUCCUGAAACAGGGCUGGGAAAGUACGGAAGCUCCACUCGCUUCUCGUACUCAUCUCCACCCUCUGACUAUUCCCAUAGACACACACAACGGAUGCAGACUCAUGUUUGAGAAGCGGAUGUACACAGUCUUGGACUUGCUUUUUUUUGCGACAGCCAUACUUGUUAAACACAAAAAUAAUUUCAAAUUACGGAAAAAAACAAAACAAACAAAAAAAAAUCCACCCGUUGAUACAUUUUUUGGUUUUCGUUUCCCCAGCAGCCACCGCAUGUGAUUUAGUCCGGCGUCCGAAUGGACACUGAACACAUCGCGCCACAUAUAAGUCGUAUAUAAUGUAGUUAGCAGCAAUACAUAGGCUACGACAUGCAAAGCGACACGCAUUUACUCCGACGAGAGCAACAGCGAGAGCCACAAUCAGGAGAAAAGAGACAAAACCAGAAGAAGAGCACUUUGAAGACUCAGAGAAGAGGAGAAUCAGGAGGUGCAGAGGGACGUUUUCUCUUCCUGCCGUCCUCACCUUGCUGUUUAACCAUCUCCCUGAAUCACACGGUCCUCCCACCACAUCUCUGUAAAUAAGUGCAAAUGGAGAUUUGGGUAAAGUUGUACAAACCUGUACAUUGUGACACGGUGACCUACAGCAAACCCUCUGUUAGAAACACUUUGCGUUUCCUGACUCUCACAUAUCUGCAGACACACACAAACACAGACGAAUCUUUAAAAAAUGUUUUCAUGUAUUGCAGCAUCGGGGCAGCUUGGACUUUAAAUACACCUGGCACUUUUUGAUCCCCUUUCCUCACUAAAAACUUGCCCUGUGGCGAUUUUCCCGACCAGAUCUACCUUGAUGUAAGUGGGACAAAGCUUCUUAAGGUGGUACAGUGAGUGACCAGAGUGCCAAUGCUUAUGUGCCAACACACACACAAACUCUUAAUGUGUGUCUCCUUUUAUAAAGCGUGGACAAUGAGAUGCUCCGGACGACGAGGUUUUGUACAUGCUACACAAGAAGAAAGGAGCGGUAGCAAGCGCCUCUGUGCUCCUUCGCCUCCUCAUCUCUCAUUUUUAUCAUCGCGAUGCGUUUCUAUACCCAACGUUUCCCUUCGAGGUCGAUGCUAUAAGCAGUAUUUGUGAAGCGAGGUGUGGCGCUUUUUUCAUUCAAUGAAUUUCUGCAAUUUGUACAAAAAGAUACCUCCCCUACCCUCAAGUGUCAAAAAAAAAAAAAAGUAUUUGUUUCUCUCACUUGCACAGUAGAGUAGAUUUUUUUUUCCAUAUUUAUACGGAAACGUAUGAAAAAAAAAUGGCAUUCAGAAGCAUUUUAUAAUAUUUUUAUAAGGAGUUGUGGACCAAAGGUUCAGCGUUUUGGGUGACACUCACUUUUUAAUGUGUACGUUGGCAAUGUGAUCGUCAUUGGAAAAGAGACGGAUGGCGUUUUUAAAGUGGAUGUUGUAGAUUUAAAUUAGAAAACCUGAAGAGAUUCACUCCAAAAUGAUGAAUAUCCACCACAAAUUUUCUGUGGUGGAUAUCUUUGUUUGGUGCGAAGCUCUUUUCUCUGACCUCCAGUUCUUCUGACUGGACUGCCUUUUUCAAAACGUUGACGACAUUCUGAACGAUGGAUGGAGAAACAGCAGCUGCUCACUUUGAGCUGUACAUUUUGUAAGCGUCGAGAAGGUUUAAACGUGGUCUAACAUAUCAAAGUGAAGGUACAGCGGGUUCUAUCUAGCUCAUAAGGUACUUUGUACAUUUGAAAUAUGUGUACGUGUGCUGGUUUCCUCGCUGCAGCAGAGAGUUUGGUGGCGUUUUGUGUCCCAGGUUUUUUCCUUUGUGUUGUGUCAGCUUUGGGUACGUGUGAUUGGUCGUUAAGUCCCAUUAAGGUUUGUAAGGAUCAGCAUUUAAAAAGGUUGCUAAACUAAAACUAAAAUUAAAAAAAAAAAAAAAGUUGGCAUUUUAUGCCAUAUUUUUUUAUCAAAAUCACUCAACUUUGCACAUUUAUAAACGGUUUAUGCUUCUGCUUCAGUCCAGACCCUAACGAGGUAGCCUCACCUCUCAAGAAAUGUAACUACGAGCCACGAAGACGCAGACCUCCAGAGCUGUGAUUGGUACGCUUGGUAGUAGCAUGUUUCUGCUUUAAUAUUUCCGGCUGCAUGUCCGUCUACGCAGUUUCCACAUUGAUAGUUUUGGAUCUACAAUGUUAGAAAGGUUGACUGAGAGGGUACAAUUAGGGAUGGGCAUCAAUACGAUUUUAUUGAUACCAAUGCCGUUAUCAAUUCUGCUCAUCUUUAUCAAUUCCCUUAUCGUUUCCUCCUUUGAAUUUUUGGUUUAGAAAAAGAAGGCGUGUAAACAGCAUAAAGUUUCUAAACAAGAGAUAAGAGCUUGUGUGAGAAAACAAAUGCCGUGUGUCGUUGCUUCAGCUUGCUUGUAAUUUUGGCGCUGCAUAAGUUGCACGUUGCGCUGUUACAGUCCCAUCUGGUGGAGUGAAGCCACACUUUCCACCAUUUCUGUCUCUCCGCCACAGUGUCUUCCUUGUCGUCACGUGACGUUAAUGAUGUACUUCGGCGUAAAGAUUCUUCUUCUUCUUCUUUCGUUUUAUGGCACUUGGCAAACAACUUUUAGGUGCAUUACCGCCACCAUCUGGACUGAGACUUAAAGAUGUGGCACGAAAAGAAUCGGUAAUUGGAAUCGAUAAGCAUGAAGGCUAAUGAUAUGGAUGAACUGAACCAGUUGGAUGCGCAUCCGUGUGUACGAUUCACCGAAAUUUCAACAAAAUUCAAUGUUGAAUGCAAAGAAAGUGAAGCAGGUAGAAACGAAAAUGAUCCCGACGAAGAAGCAACGACUAGCGUAGGCUACUACGUAGGUUACGGCGUCUAUGUCCCGUAGAGGCAUAAACCACUUCGAUUUAAACUGUCUUUAUCCUUUCACUGUAUACUCACACUAGGACUACACAGCGGCCUUGAAUUUACAAGGUCCUUCCCUCCUCUUUACUGGACAGACAAGAGAGACAGACAGACAGACAGCAAUAUGGAUCCACCCAGUUGUAUCUUUAUCCUGCAUCUUCAAGCAGUUAAAAAUGAGAACAGAUGAUGAGACCCCAGGCUGCACCAUGAAGCCAGAGAUCUCAGCACCUCCAGAGGUAAUCAUUGACUGUUUAUACUUAUCAGCCGUCCCAUCAGCCCUACACAGUAUAUUAUGGUAAUUGUGUGCUAAGGGGUUGUAAAAAAAAAAAAAAAAAAAAAAAAACUGUAUUUAUUGACUCAGUUUUGAAUCAACACUGCAGAGCAAAAAGGAAACCAGAGGCACGGCGCUUCAUA